Messenger RNA from Amoebophrya sp. A120, 1450 nucleotides. The record is from the annotation of a GenBank genome assembly. NCBI's taxonomy places the organism in Eukaryota, Dinophyceae, Syndiniales, Amoebophryaceae.
UGGAUGGAGCCAGACCUGCGACCCGCCGUGCUGCCCAUCAAAAAGGAAGCCGAGCGGCAGGAUAAGUUUCGUCCAAAGGGGCCUCGCCCCACGUUCACCGCCGCGGGGCGGCGGGAAGCGUUAUUUACGCUCUCACCCACUGCCACUCAGGUGCAGCGUGCUGCCCGGUCGGCCCGCGCCAAGGGUUGUGCUAAGCUGGGGAAGGUGCUCCGAGAGCGGCGCGCGACAGAGACGUCCUCGUCCUCGUCUGAAAACGAGUCGGCUGGAGAGGACGAAGACAUUAUGUUCGCGUCUGCAGAGGACCACGCAGAGGUGGACACUCAGCCCGAGGUGGACCCCACUGACCCGUCCCAAGAACAAGAUCAAGUAACGGGCGAACACCGCGACGGACAGGGACAAGGCGAAGAACAGGGGCGAGAGGAUAUCAUAUGUAAAAACGUCCCCACACCAGAGUCAAGAUGGGAACUGAGCAACACAAAUCCAGAAGUUUUGGGAGCCAUGCAUGACAAGUUGCAGUCCGUAGUGUAGUGCAUGUUAGCAACGACGACCGCAUCACAAAUUCAUCUGCUUAUCCUGUUUACAGCAUUACAAAUUCCAAAACACGAUCGGAAACGCCCCUGAAGGAGAUGCGCAUUACAAAUCUUCCUGUAAUCGCAAAUAUGCAUGACAACUCUGGGGUGGGGACAUUUUUACUCAGGAUAGAGGAAAUUACGGGAGGGGCGGCGGAGGUGCAUCAUGUUGACGACGACUGGGUUAUUGUGAGGAAAAGUCCCCCCUUCCCAUACCAACCCGGGACAAUUCUGAAAAUUUGUGAUGCUGAUUUGUGACCACAAAUCGACUCUGUAUUGCAAGAAGGCAAAUCGAAAAAACCCCGCCGCGUUCUGCAGGGAAUUUGUCAUGCUGUGUGGCCUACAGAGGAUGCGACUGCCUUGCCAGGCGCCUACACCAAAACGCCCCUACCCAGGCUCUUUAUCUGCCUGCAGUCCUCUACUGCACGACAAAGCCGAUUUGUGUACAGAAAUUCCGCAUCGCGGAUUUUCAUUUCGGUAUGGGGCGGGGGGAUGUUUCCUUUUGAUAUGGGUCGCGUUUUUUUCCCCGCAUGAUUGGCUGUAUCACGGGGUUCAGGUCAAGGACGCGAGACUGCGGUGCUGGGUUGAUCACGUUGAGGCAGUUGUCUGUCCGGAUCCUGAAGAUUUGGCGCCGCGCAGCGACCCGUACCCUUCGGAGGCAACGCCGGAGUCACAAUGCUCGAGCAAUCAUGACGUCGACAACGAGUCGAGGAGCUCGACGAGCUCUAGUAGCGCUGGCGACCAGGAGGUGAGCCAGCAAGUCAACAAUAUUGCCUCCGUCUCUUCGCGGCCCCAUGGCGACGUCGAAGAGCUCCGGCCUGCCGCGGAACAACUUUUCAUUCCGCACGGCCUCGAUGAUGUCAAUUUGGAGCGAGAACAAC